Molecule: messenger RNA, 4601 nt
Organism: Spodoptera litura
Lineage: Eukaryota; Metazoa; Arthropoda; Insecta; Lepidoptera; Noctuidae
Source: RefSeq, a predicted model, not a curated record
GUAACCGGGCAGCUCCCAUCUAUUGUUGACGUUCGUGUAAUGUUACCUUAUAAUUAUGUUACGUGGCCGGACACAGGAAGUAGUUUGUUUAUUUUCCGUUUUUGAUUAAAUAGUAAACGAAUAAUAACAAAUUUCGUUUAUUUUAUUGGACACUACCGAAUGUUUAAUGAUAUAACGGGUGUCCGUGCCUAAGACGGAGGAAAAUAGAGUGGCAUUUGCAAAAAGACGAGCGUUGUUGGUUGGUUGCGCUUGCGCACGUUACGAUAUAAGCCUGCGGAGGGAGCCGCGCCGCUGCAGUGCCGCUCCCACUGUCUCGACACAACGUCGCCCAACAUGGGGAGAAAGACAAUAUUAGCGGCUGUGUGCUGGCUGACUUUAAGUCAAGCCCUGUGUGAUAAAAACAGUCAAAGUGUCGCAGACAAUGUAAGUGCAGAAAGUGCUCCUCGCCUGUACGGAAACGUCCCCGUGGGAGUGUACGCCAGCGCCGCUCCGUACGCGGCCUACUCGUUCCACCUGCCUCAGUUUGUCGCCGCGCCGAAGCCAGCGGCCUCACAAGUAGCCGCAGUGAAACAGAAGCCAGUGAAUCAAAACAUAAACACUUAUUUGAUGGACUCGUAUGGGAACAGAUACUUCGGAACGCCCCAGCAACUCCCAUACAAAGCUGCAUUCUCGCAACAAUACGUGUCGCUUCAACCUACACUGCCAGAACAUUUGGCUCAACCGUUGGUUGCAGCUUCGCCCAACUUCCAAUUCCAGCAAUCGGGCCCGCAAGUGUUCUUUGGUGCGCCGAUCAGAGUUUCGUCGCUGCAGACUCCGGCGCCGACACCUCUUAAUCAAUUUCCGAGCUUCGGCCGCUUAGUGUAUGCGGAUAAAGUGCAAAGUUUAGCGCCAUCUUCAAUUUCUCAAAACCAUGGUUUUAAAAUUCCAACGGCCCAACAACAAUCAAGCAAUAACAAAAAUGUUUUCUCCAAUACAGAAUCACAUGAGCAAUAUGUUAAUUUAAAAGAUGAACCAAAGUUCCAACGACAGCAACAAACACCUCAAAUAAUUGUUGGCAAACCUAAGUCAGAGAGCAAACAGAUAACAUCACCCGCUAGUGCAAGUGAAACAAAGUUCCAGCGCAUUCACGAAAUACCCAAAGAAGUUCGAGGCCAUACGCAAUUCCAACGUCUACAAGAACAACCUAACACUGCCAAGGAGCAUACCUCUGAAAGUGUGCAAGAGAGUUUAAAACACCAAGGAGGAAAUCCUCACAACCUUCACAACAACAAAGCUCAAAUUCAAUCUGCGCCUACAAAGCAGACAACUUUCACGUAUGUGAAUGAUAUCAAUGGGAAGAAGUCUGUGGUAAAAGUGCAAAGUGAACCUAUCCCUCUACUAGAUUUAACUCUUCUUGAGCCGUUAACUUUUAAGAAUCCUCUCGUCCCUCAAGUACAACAUUUCUUACCUAGAAUUAACCAAGCCACUUAUGAAAAAUUGCCUCAGGCAAACUCAGAUGGCGUUAACAAUUAUCAAAAAGAAUUUGUGGUUCAAAAGACGAUGUCAUAUGAUAGUAGGAAUACAAAUGAAAAGCCACAGAAAAACGUAAAUAAAAAGAAAGAGAAGAAACCAACACACUCACACAAACACAACAAAAAAAAUGAUGCACCGAAGAAAACCCUCCACGAGACGCUGGAUGAUGCUCCAGAAAUUGUUUAUGAAAUUAAUGCUCCUGGGCAUAAGGAGACUUAUAUAGAAAAGGCGAUAAGUUAUAACAAGGAGACACAGCCUGAACCAAUACAUUAUAGUUAUGGUUCUAAAUCUGAAAAAGAACCAGUAACAUAUAGUUUUUCACGUUCGUCUACAGAUCCGGGUCAAGUAAAACAAGUACGGUACUACGGCAAGACUCAAGGUCCGUCACAUCUCGUUUAUAAUUUUAAACCAAAGGAACUGCAUAAGGAAGAGCAUGUCCACAAAAACGUUCCUGAUAACGAGUCAAUUAGCCACGAAGAUUCUGCUCAACAAUCAGAAGACAGUGGUCCAGGUUAUCAAAACAAUUAUAAUGAUCAUCCUAAAUCGUCUGAGGAAUAUGAUGAAGUACCACAUAAGGAACAAAGUCACUACCAUAAGCCAAGCCAGCCAAUUAAUGAUGAGCCACAGGAGCAUCGAUCGAAUGCAGACACAUCCAAUUACAAUGCCAGCCCGAUACAACAUAAGGAACAUUUUACUGUCGACCCCAUUGUACAGGAAUAUGAAGAAGACAUACGCCUGCUCGCCAAUGCUCAAAUAAAAGUGGACCCCACACAACACGUCCCUCACGCGGAGUCUGAACACCACGCACGCGCUCCUCAGCGAGAGCAGCAGUCCGAGGCUCCGCAUGGACACCACUCCUCGCCGCAGAAACAGCCUCAUCAAUUACCAUCGCAACAAUCACAUCACCAUUAUUCCUCUCCCCAGUCUAAAUCCCAUAAUACUCCAUUAACUUACAACCAUGGAGAAUUAAAUCGACAUCACCUGCCGUCCGCGCAGAAACAACCGCAACCUCCGCCACCACCGCACUCUCACAUUCAUUUCUCAAGUCCGCAGCACGAGUCACAUAAUGCACCAGCUGCUCAUAUCCAGGAGAAAUCAAAACGCAUUAUUAUUCAUGAUGAGGCUCCGGAUGAAAGACACAUGCAUCAAGAACAGAUGAAAGAAGAAGUAUUCGACCGAGAAGAAAAUAAUGAAGAAGACUUUGAGAAAGCUUACAAGAAUGCUGCUUUUGGUUUUCCCGCCUACAGCAAAGAAGCAUUAGAAGCGGAAGAAAAGGAUAUCUUCGAUCCUGAGAGUUACGGAGUACCGCCAGACCACAUCGAGUACAACAUUGAAAAUACGCCAUUUCAACAAUACCAGGAAGAAGGCGAUGAGUUCCCUAAAGAGGCUCGCGCCAGUUAUAAGGACUCCAGGGACAAAAUGAAGGAAGAUUAUUACACUGAUUAUUCAAUUAGCAAGCCCGAGAGUUUGCUCGACCGCUACCAGAACAAGUUGGGCUAUUACAAGUUGUACAAGCAACAGCAACCUGAUUAUUACGUAGCCGAUGGAGACGACAACGACAAAAAGAAACAGAAACCGAAAUUCGCGCAAUACUCGGUGGCACCAACAUUCGGUUUUCAGUCCAAGAAUGAAAAAAAAGCAAAGUCGUAUUACGGCCACCACAAGCCUAAACAACAGUUGUACGAAUACGAUUACUCAGAGGGCACGCCGCGAGAUAACUCAGCCUUUGCGUCCCGGCCCUACCAGAGGUACAAGACCAAGACUAACUUCGUAGAGCCACAGUUCCAGUACGGUUUCGAGCCGAUAUCAAUACCAAAGCUUCUCGACAGUGAGUUGGCCGCGAUGGCCAGCGUGCAUAGGCCUGAAAGUGAAAAGCCAGGCAUGAGGAAGAAAGUCUACAAAGAAAACUGGUACAUUAAGAAAACUAGCACAGCAGGUGGGGUGCCAGCUAGCUGAUAACACUUAUUUAUUGUUGUUUACGUUAAGUUGUAAUAGUAAAUUAAUAAAUAGUCAAAAUAUUUAAACGUAGUUUUCAUUCGAUUAAUAUGAUUUAGAUUAAACUGUGAUCUUAAUAACAAUUGCUUAUUCUAUUUCUUUAAUAUUACGUAAUUAAACUUUCUCUAUCUGUCAAUAUAUUACGUGACGGUAGCUACUUUUUGUAACAAAUCUUAGAGUUCAUCGGUAAACAAAAAGACAAUUUUGUUCUCUAAAUAAACUAUAGAAUCAGUGACCGUUUCAAUCGCAAAAAGUCUGAUUUUGAUUACGCAUACUGAAUGGAUCUAGAGGAUAUCGACAGUCUUGCUUAUGAAAUAUAUUAAGUUACAACUUCGUCGCUACACUUCAUAAAACAAGUAGCUCCACUAUCAUAAAACAAAUUGAUGACUGUAAAUGAAUGCAUUCCUGAAUCUCAGUUCCUUCCGUAUCCGGUAGUUACCAUGUGUUCCGAUCCUGCAUUGAUUUCCUCGAUCGGAACCAACACUGCAAUGAUCACGCGAUCCAUGAUGAUAGGCUACACACGCGAGAACAUUUUUUGUUGUUAAGAGCAGAGCGCAAGUGCAAGUGCAAUGUAUUCUGACGUCAUCGGUGUGUGAAUUUUAAUAGUUUUAAAUUAUUAUACCAGGUCAAAUAUAAUGAAGGUCGUUUUAGUAAAAUAUGUCCAUUGAAAUUUAAAAAAAAUAAACAUUUCGAAAACAUUAAAAAAAGUGAUACAGCAGUACCUUGGAGUAUCUCUUGAGCAACUCUCGAUUAUACGCUGACAGGUUGCAGACGGCUACUUGUGAAGAAAUAGACAAAAAGAUUGCUUUGCUCACAACCAGUCAGUGGUUUUACAAAUGAAACCAAUCGGUUUUCCAAUAAAUCUAUUUUCAAUGUUUGCUCGUUGAAUGACUGUUUCGAUGUAAAACUCUGGUAUUCUCGUUAAUCAAAUACACAACAAUGACCUCACUGGAAGUUUUAGCACCUAGUCUUACUAGUCUAUGUCGCUAGUAGACCUCAUGUUGUAAAUGCGACACUUUGUGCGCUGGUGUGUGUGUGUGUUUGUUACUAAACUGAAACAACUUUUAGAACAGGGGUAGGCUGUGGCAUGACAU